Arabidopsis thaliana (thale cress) is the source of this 926-nucleotide messenger RNA. Its product is annotated as transcription elongation factor-like protein. Lineage: Eukaryota; Viridiplantae; Streptophyta; Magnoliopsida; Brassicales; Brassicaceae. The coding region runs from base 309 to 671 and encodes 120 amino acids. Gene Ontology annotation, cellular component: nucleus. The record is from RefSeq and is marked reviewed. The transcript has 5 exons.
GAUCUCAACUUUAAAAUGCGUCCAAAAAUAUAAACAAACAAACAUCUCUCGCCGUCAGGUUACAUCUAUCGCCACCGCAAAGAGACCACCGUCUCCUCCGCAAUCUUCAUAACCUAAACAACACUCAUCCCCUGGUAAGCUCAAUUCUCUAAUCAAUUCAAUCUCCUGUGAUGUCGAUCUGUUUCUACUCAAGUUCAAUCUCACGAAUCCCUUCUUUGUUCUGUAAAUUAGGGUUUCACGAUUUGUGUGUCUAGGGAUUCAAGAUCCCUAAUAUCUGAUCAUCUAGUAAUUGUGAAAGUACUUAAACAAUGGGAAAGAGGAAAUCAAGAGCAAAGCCUGCUCCUACGAAGCGAAUGGAUAAGCUUGACACAAUCUUUAGUUGUCCUUUCUGCAAUCACGGGUCUAGUGUCGAAUGCAUCAUUGAUAUGAAGCAUCUGAUUGGUAAAGCAGCUUGUAGAAUCUGUGAAGAAAGCUUUAGUACUACUAUCACAGCUUUGACUGAAGCUAUAGACAUUUAUAGCGAAUGGAUCGAUGAGUGCGAGAGGGUUAAUACCGCGGAAGAUGAUGUUGUGCAAGAAGAGGAAGAAGAAGUAGAAGAGGAAGAAGAAGAGGAAGAAGAGGAGGAUGAUGAAGAUGACCAUGUCUCUGUCAAAAGGAAGUAUAACUUCUGAGACGAGUGUUUUAUCGAAAAUCAUGUAAGUCGUCGUCUUAGAGUUAUCUGCUUUAUGUUGUAAUAUCUAUCUGAUGAAAUCACAAGAACAAUCUUUAGUGUUUUCUCAGUGUCUGAUAGAGAAACAUACAUUUAAGUGAACAAUCUUUAAUCACAAUAACAGUGUAUGAUUAUGAUUUGUAAGUGGAUUUAAGGCUUUGCUUAAUUGGUUCCAAUCCAUACAUUUUAUUACAACCAAAUAAAAACCUAAUGUCUU